AUGUCAAACGAAUCAAAGGUGCCAUCUACUCGUAUAGGUCGAUUGCUUCAAUUUGGGGGCUUGGCUGUUGGUUUAGGCAUUGGAGCUGUGAAUGAGGCUGUUAGACGAGCGACAAGUACAGAUAAAUUAGAAUCAAAUACAUCCCUGCUAAUGAGUGAAUCAAAUAUCGAUUUACUUGUUAACAAGUUGUCGCAUAUGCGCGGAGCAGCUAUGAAACUUGGACAAAUAAUUAGUAUUCAGGACAAUGAGGUGGUUCCACCACAAUUGAGACAAGUCUUACUGAAAGUUCAGAAUAGCGCGAAUCAUAUGCCUGGUUGGCAACUAGAGAAAGUCAUGAAACAAGAACUCGGUACCAACUGGCGUGACAAUUUCCGCACGUUCGAUCGAAUACCAACGGCAGCCGCGUCAAUCGGUCAAGUACAUUUUGCUGAACUUGCCAGCAACGGAAUGCCCGUGACUGUCAAAGUGCAGUAUCCUGGAGUGGUGGAUGCAAUUUCGUCCGAUCUGGACAAUUUACGCGGUAUAUUAUUGGUCAGUGAUCUUCUUCCGAAGGGUCUAUAUCUUGACAACACUAUAAGAGUGGCAAAGAAGGAGUUAGCAUGGGAGACCGAUUAUAAGAGAGAGGCCGAGUGUAUGAAGAAAUUUGGUGAAUUGCUAAAGAGUGACACCGAUUUCGUCGUCCCAACGGUUGUCGAUGAUUUGACAACCGGAAUGGUGAUGACUUAUCAGAGGAUGAUGGGGGAACCUUUGAAUAAGGUUGAAUCGUAUGAUCAAGAGACUAGAAACAAGAUAGGUGCUAACAUCCUUAAACUGUGUUUACGCGAAUUGUUUGAAUUUCGGUUUAUGCAAACUGACCCAAACUGGACAAACUUCCUUUACAACAUCUCUACGCAAAAGAUUGAGUUAUUAGACUUUGGAGCAAGUCGCGGGUUCGAUGAUAAAUUCGUAAAUCUCUAUCAAGAGACACUGAAAGCUGCUGUGCGUUCAGAUGAAGAGGCCUGCAUACAUUACUCGACGGAAAUGGGAUUCUUGACUGGAUAUGAAACAAAUACGAUGCAACAAGCCCAUGUCAGUUCAAUAUUGACUCUAGGCGAGCCGUUUACUCGGCCGGUGUAUGAUUUUUCCACGCAAACGGUGACGACACGUAUACGGGAUCUAAUUCCUACCAUGCUCAAAUACAGAUUGACACCACCGCCUGAAGAAUCUUACAGUCUACACAGAAAACUAUCGGGAGCAUUCUUACUUUGUACUAAAUUAAGGGCAAUAAUAUCGUGUCGAGAUAUCUUUGAGAGCAUCGUCGGUGACCCGUACAAUGAAAAAUCUUGA
Molecule: messenger RNA, 1326 nt
Organism: Paraglomus occultum
Lineage: Eukaryota; Fungi; Glomeromycota; Glomeromycetes; Paraglomerales; Paraglomeraceae
Source: the annotation of a GenBank genome assembly